AUGUCUGCCAGUUUCACUUUGGAUCUUCUAUUCAGUCAGAUAUGGCACGAUCCACGUCUUCGAUUCGAUCAUAUCACGAAUUGUCUUCAGAAUUUGACACUUGGAUAUUCAAUGGUAGAAAAACUAUGGACACCAAAUGUAUGUUUUGUGAAUUCGAAGAAAACCGAAAUUCAUUCAUCACCAACACCGAACAUCUUCCUUAUGAUUUACCCAAAUGGUACCGUAUGGGUCAAUUAUCGUCUACAAGUGCAGUCGCCGUGUAUGGUGGAUCUUGUAUUGUUUCCAAUGGAUAUUAUGAAUUGUGAAUUAAUCAUCGAAAGUUACGCCUACAAUGCUGCAAAAGUGAAAUUGAACUGGCGAGAAUGGCAGCCUGUAUUCUCGAUAGCAAAAUCAAAAUUAUCCGAUUUUACCCUUUACGGGCUUCAAUGGACCAAAAAUAGUUUUGAAUAUGCAGCAGGUCAAUGGGAUCAGCUAACCGUUUCUCUGACAUUCUCUCGUGCUUAUGGAUUCUAUAUCCUUCAGAUGUACAUUCCAACCUAUUCAUCUGUAUUUCUCUCCUUUGUCAGUUUCUGGAUAGAUUUAAAAGCUCUUCCGGCCAGAAUAACUCUGGGAGUCAGCUCACUGAUGGCUCUAACAUUCCAAUACGGAAAUGUCGCCAAGAAUCUGCCACGGGUUGGUUAUGUCAAAUCAAUUGAUGUCUACAUGGUUUUGACUACAGCAUUUAUUUUCUUGACUAUGAUCGAGGUGGCGUUUGUCUGUUAUCUGGACAGUGAGAACAAUCUGAGAAGAAAAGAACGACAAGCCGAAAAGAAGAAAGAACGGGUUGCUGCGUUGCAAAGAAAGAAGGAUAAGAAGAAGAACAACUACGGAGCUACAACGUUGACGAAUGCAAACGCAGCUGAAAGUGAUUUGAGGAGUAACUACGAUGAACCUUUUUCGAAUGGCACUUCAUCGUCUCAUAAAAUCUCAAUAUCCCGCCAGGCGAACAAUAUGUUCGAAUCCCUUCAUGCGCUCGCUCAAUUCGGUAAUUUAUUCUUUGCCUUUGUCUUUGAGUCAAGGACUUUGACAUACUCAUUUUUUUUCUUUCAGGUUUACUCGCCGACGACGAUGAUGAGAAUACGAAAUGGACGGCGCAGAACAAAAGCGUUUCCGAUAUCGUUUUGUCUUCUCAAUCUCAUUUAUUGGUGCUAUUAUUUAUACCAAAACUAUCAAGCCAAAUUGGAAGCCCUUGCUCAGAUGACACCCCCAUCUUAA
Messenger RNA from Caenorhabditis briggsae, 1254 nucleotides. It is a transcript of the gene Cbr-lgc-54, whose product is annotated as Protein CBR-LGC-54. The transcript has 7 exons. The record is from RefSeq and is a predicted model, not a curated record. NCBI's taxonomy places the organism in Eukaryota, Metazoa, Nematoda, Chromadorea, Rhabditida, Rhabditidae. Gene Ontology annotation, molecular function: extracellular ligand-gated monoatomic ion channel activity; chloride channel activity; transmembrane signaling receptor activity. Bases 1 to 1254 code for a protein of 417 amino acids. Gene Ontology annotation, cellular component: membrane; synapse; neuron projection. Gene Ontology annotation, biological process: regulation of membrane potential; chloride transmembrane transport; signal transduction.